AUGGUGCCUGAAGCUGAGACCUCCGUGGAAUUUGAGGAGGCACUUGCAGUGCAACAAGCGUCGGUAGCAACAUUCAUGGACCCACAAAGGCUGGCAGAAGAACAACAGCAGGACCCCCUGUUGAAGAACAUCAGCAGGCACAUCAUACAUGGGUGUCUUCCUGAAGAGGAACAAGAGGCGAAGAGUACUCAGGGCCUGUCACAAGAAAGUGGAAUGGACACUGAUGGUGUCCUCUGGCAUGUUGGAGGUGAUGCGAAGGUACUAUGGGUCCCUCAGCAGCUUCGGUUAGAUGUACUUCGCCUCGGACAUGACCAUCCUCUUAGUGGCCACAUGGGGUAUUUCAAGACCUACAAACGAAUCAGAGAACAUCACUUUUGGUUGGGGAUGAGGGCCGACACCUCAAAAUAUGUGCGGGCCUGUGAGGUCUGUCAACGAAUGAAGCCCAAUCGACAGAACCCAAGGGCAUGA
Molecule: messenger RNA, 468 nt
Organism: Ornithodoros turicata
Lineage: Eukaryota; Metazoa; Arthropoda; Arachnida; Ixodida; Argasidae
Product: protein NYNRIN-like
Exons: 1
Coding region: 1-468 (155 amino acids)
Source: RefSeq, a predicted model, not a curated record